Molecule: messenger RNA, 565 nt
Organism: Eremomyces bilateralis CBS 781.70
Lineage: Eukaryota; Fungi; Ascomycota; Dothideomycetes; Eremomycetales; Eremomycetaceae
Product: Non-heme 11 kDa protein of cytochrome bc1 complex
Exons: 4
Biological process (GO): mitochondrial electron transport, ubiquinol to cytochrome c
Source: RefSeq, a predicted model, not a curated record
GGCACCUCCGUGAUCCAACUAGGUAGCACUCGUUCAUCCGUCCACCCGCCAAAAUGCUCAGCAUCAUUUCCGACAUCAUCUCCUCCUUCACCGCCGUCGCGCACGCCGAGGCUGCCGAGGAGGAGAAGCCCGAGGAGCAGCCAGAAGCCCAGACCGAGGAGGCGUCCGAGGAGGAGGAAGAGGAAGAGGAAGAGCCCGAGGAUGUGAUGCCGAAGCUUGUGGAAGAUUGCGCCGAGCGUGAAUGCCACACCCAGAAGCACCACUACGAUGACUGCGCGCGACGCGUGACGCAGCAGAUGGACGAGAACGACGGGAAGGCCAACGAGGAUUGCGUUGAGGAGUUCUUCCACCUCACACAUUGUGCGACUGCUUGUGCUGCACCGAAACUGUGGAAAACCCUGAAAUAAAUUUCUCUCGUCCGACAACUCCCUCCUCCGCUCGAAAGUGUGAUGGAAAUCCUAGAGUGCGCAGUAUCGGUCAUGGGGGAAGCGGCAUUUGGUUACGGGUUUUAAAGAAGCCAUGUUCUCUUCUCCUGCUGUACAACAGACAAUGUACUUGUAGAGAC